This is a messenger RNA of Bactrocera neohumeralis, 8643 nucleotides long. It is a transcript of the gene sfl, whose product is annotated as bifunctional heparan sulfate N-deacetylase/N-sulfotransferase. The record is from RefSeq and is a predicted model, not a curated record. Gene Ontology annotation, cellular component: Golgi apparatus. NCBI's taxonomy places the organism in Eukaryota, Metazoa, Arthropoda, Insecta, Diptera, Tephritidae. Gene Ontology annotation, molecular function: heparan sulfate N-sulfotransferase activity; deacetylase activity. Bases 3442 to 7452 code for a protein of 1336 amino acids. The transcript has 9 exons.
UAUGCGUAAAGUUUAGUUUGCGGAAAAAUAACAUUGAAUUUCGGGAGCAAACAUAUAAAUCGAAAGAUGUAACACAUUCAAGUGGUUUGUGAUUUCGGGUCAAUUUCCUAUUGCAAUCAGUUAUUUUAAGUGCUUAAGUGCAAUAGAUUUCUACAUCAACAAAAUUUCGGUUUGUGCAGUUUUUUAAGGCACGAGACAUAAAGAAAUGUAGAAGAAGACGUAUGUGUAAGAAGUGAGAUUCCAGCGAAAAACAAGAAUGCUUCAAGAAAGCGUAGGAAGCGAUGAUUCUGUUAUUAUUUUUUGCGUUUUUAUUGCAAUUGUUUGUUUUAUCUAAAUUUACAAUUUUUGUAAACUAGUGCACUAGUGUUGGAGCGUUAAAAAAUUGUUACAAUUUCCAAUCGAAAAAACAAUAACCCUGCUUUAGUGUCAGCUGUGUUACCCAAAUAAAAUGAAGAGGCAGACAUCGAACCCUUUUCAGAACCCGCAGUACUAAUGUAAUAUUUGGAAGUGUAUAAAACGAGUAUGUGCGAGAUCCUAUUCUUCAUUAAUGCAUAACAUUUAAUGCCGAUAAGGGCGGUGCAUACAAGUGCGGGUGGUAGAUGAGUGUCGGCAAAAGCUAGGGCAAGCGAGAGUGUUUCCGAAGAAAAGUGAAAGUCGAAUUCAUGAAAUAGUAAUCACCGACAUUGUACCUUCAAUUGCAAGUAGAUACAUAUAUACUGCAGUAAAAGUAUGUUGGAUAUGAUUUAUAUAUCCAUAUAUUGCAUAUUUAGUUAAUGUGUUUUAAAUGACAACCAAAUUUUUAAACUAAGUUCUCCCCUCCAGAGCAGUAAGUGGACAAAAGUAAUGAUAAUUUCAUUUGUCAAAUGCGGUCAAGGUCAAUAAAAAGUGUGCAGAUCACUAUAACAACAAAUGUACAUAUGUUGCAUGUAAAUACUUGUGCAUGAUGAUGAAUUAAAAAAUGUGUUGAUUGAGUUGUUUGGUUUUCUUUUUAGAAAAAAAUCUUUAAAUAAAAAAAUAUAAUGAAAAAAAUAAGUGAAGUGUCUCUAAUUAGUUUUCUGAGUUAUGUUUGCAAAUCUGCUUUCAUAAAAUGUUACGUGCGACAAUGCAGCAUAAAAGAAUGCGAAACCUGUUUCACCUGUCUAAAAACUAAUACAAAUUAUUAGCCCGCCGAUACUAAGAAUAGUGGCAUUUUAACUAAACAUUUUAUAUCGUACAUCGAAUGCUAAAUUUCUACGUUGACACCGAAGAUCUUGUGGCGAAUAACUAAAAAGCACAUUUUAUACAUAUCCACCAAUAUCUGAAGAAAUUCUCGAUAUACUAUGUAAAACCUUUUCAUCACAAAAAUUAAGAUAACGAAUUGGCUCGAGGGCGAGAUAGGCGCGCCAAACCGCGCGGUCAGUAGUCAGCCGACACGCCGCGUGUGCAGUUGAAGCGUAAAGUGUCGCCAGCGUUGAAGGCGGAUUAGCGUCAAAGCGACAAAAAGCAAACGGCCAGAGUGAGCGGCCGAACAUCCAUACUUAUGUAUGCAUGUAGUGUAUGUGUCAAUUACUCAACGUGUAAUGUAGUGUGAUGCGAAUCGAAUUAGUUGCGAGCUGUAAAGUGAGAAUGAACAACGGACGGUAGCUACUAACACAAAAAUAAUCCACUUGAAAAAAAUUAAAAUAAAAAUUCUUGCGCUCCAAAUACAACGGAUUUCACAAAUGAUUAUGAAAUGAAAUGUGACAAUCUGCAACAUUUUGCGGCGACCAACAAUGUAUGCAACGAAAUAUGGCCUGCCACAGGCAAACCGGCAAAUGCAACACAAUGCCGCUACUACGGUGCGCCAAGCGACGAUUUGACAAGAGCUAGCGAACGAAAUGGGCACAGCGCAUGCGCAAAUGAAAAGUGUUGAGUAUAUAAAAAUUUGGAAACAUAUCAAAUGGCGGCGAGACCAUAAACAUACGGAAGCAUUAAAGGUGCCAAACAAGUAGACAGACUUGUUGUUGGUAGCGGACAGCGCGAGCAAGCGGGCAGUGAGAAAACAGUUUUUAAAACAAAAAUAUUAUUUUAGAAGUUGUAAAGAAAUUUUUCCAAAAAAAAUUUGUGUGUAAACGCGAGUAUUUGGUGUGAAUUUUGUCUACUUCGAUGCUUGUGUGAAGGUUAAAAAAUUUAAAAUUAGUGAAAAAUAGUGGAAUGUAUAAAAAAUAUAUUUUAAUAAAAAAGUAAAUUAAGAAAAAAUAAGCAUAAAGGAUUUUAACAAUAUCUAAGCCAUAAAAUAUAUAUAUAUAUAUAUAUAAAUAAGCUACAUUGUAAAAGCUGCAGCUUAAAAGUGUCAUGAGAUAUUUUUUUCAAUUCUAAAAUACAUUAUUCCAAGUGCCGUACUUAAUUUGUUGCGCAUAUUUGUAACCCACUGUUGUGAUCAAUUAUUAGCAAUAAGUAAAUAAAAAUUAAUUUGCGCACAAAAAGCUGAAGAAAAGAAACUGUUGUAAAGCUUUUAACUCCAAAAAUAACUAUUACAAAUGAAAGCUUCACCAAAACCGUGACAGCUUGAAUAAAACGUGAAAUUUUAAAUAAAAAGUGAAAGCUUCGUUAAAAACGUAAAAGCUUCCACAAAUCGUGAAAGCUUUUAUAAAACGUGAAAGCUUUUAUAAAACGUGAAAGCUUCAGCAAAGUGGUGAAAGCUUGACUAAAACCUGAAAUCUUAAAUAAGAAGAGAAAGUUUUAAAAAACGAGUGAAAGUUUCGACAAAAUCGUGAAAGCUUCGUUAAAACUUGAAAUCUUCAGCAAAGCCGUGAAAUCUUAAAUAAAACGUAAAAUCUUAAAUAAGAAGAGAAAGCAUCAACAAACGCGUGAAAGCUCUGAAAAUAUCGUGAAUGCUCUGAAAAAAUCGUGAAAGUUUUAGCUAAGCCGUGAAAGCUUGAAUAAAGCGUAUACUCUUAAACUAAAAGAGAAAGCUUUACAAAAGACUGAAAGCUCCGACAAAAGCGUGGAGGCUACACCAAAAGUGUGAAGGCUUUGAUAAAACGUGUAAGCUUCACAAAAGUAGUAAAAGCUUCAAUAAAACGUGAAAGCUUCAAAAAAGUAGUAAAAGCUUCAAUAAAACGUGCAAGCUUCACAGAAAGUGUAUAAGCUUCAGCAAAGUCGUGAAAGCUUCGCAAAAAUCGUGAAAGGUUCAAUAAAACGUGAACGCUUCAGCAAAGUCGUGAAAGCUUCACAAAAAUCGUGACAGCUCAACUGUGAAACGAAAGCAAAAAAGCUUUGAAACAUAUCUGAAAUAAAGCGGUGCAGCAAAAUAAACCGUUACGACACACGCAAACCAGCAACGCCACCACCGAACGAAGGUUCCAAACAAACACAAAAAAUAAAGAUAAAUCCAGUUUACAACAAUACCCUCAACCGCAACAAAUUGCACAGCGAAAAAAUUAAACGUGUGGCAACAACAACAAUAGCACAUCCUACCAAAUGACAAUAUCAAAUCGUUUGAAUCGCAGACGAAACAUCAACAAUAACAACGGUGAGAACAGCAACACCGCCGAUACUGAAUUAUUGCUGGCAGGAGCAACAACAACAACAUUAACACAGAGCACCGUAAGCGGACGCAUUAAACGCGCUCGUCGUUUAGCAGCAGCCGUCAAAAUGACAGCGCUCAACCAACAGGCGACAGACGAUAUGACAACUACAACAAAAACAAGAGAGUUGCAUACUGACAGGGCUACAAUGAACGGGAAUGCUGCGGACAACGGCAGCGCGCGCAUCAGCAGCAAGUUUUUGCCCGGGAAGUCGCUCAAAUAUGAGCGCCUCAUAAAUCAACCGAAAAAUGCCGGUACAACAGCAACAGCAAAAACGCUAACAAAAGCAAUUGAUGGCACGACAUCCGAAGCGGCGCUAAAUACUAACGGUAAUGAGUGGCCGCCACAGCAGCAGCAACAACAACAUUGGCGCUUACAAGAUGAGACCACAGCAGCGUUGUCCUCGUGGCACGAUGCCCAUUCAUCGUCAACGCCCGCAACAGCGACGACCGCGGCAGCAAUGAGGAAUUGGCAAGCACAUUCGGAAGGCGCGGAAACGCAUUUAUCACCAGCAGUCAACGGCGUGGAUGUAGUAAAUGCGAAUGCCAAAGCGCCUGCGAAUAUGCGAAGCCGCCGUGCCAAUGCCAAUGGUGGAAGUGGUGGCCAUAGUUGGAGUGGCAAUUAUCAACAGCAGCAUCCGCAUACGCCACAGCCGCAACCAACGACGACAACACCAUCAACUCUGGUUGUGGGGGCUGCAAUAAAACCAACACUGUCGGCGCGCACACAAAGCCAAAGCGUUAACAAUGGUGGUGGUGGCGGCGGCGGCGACGGCGGCUUUGGCAACAUGACCGGUAAUGGCAACAGUUAUGUCAGCGGUAAUAAUGUGAAAUAUUUUGGCAAUGGCGUCGACUAUAAUGGCGCAUCUGCGUCCGACACCGUGGCCCUGCUCAGCGCGUUGCCAACGGAACACGGCGAACAGCAACAGCCGACCACGAAUUGGCACAGCAACAAUGCCAACUUAGCGCGCAGCACUAAAGGUUUCUACUACAGCGCCGCCGACGACAGCGUUGCUGACUUCGAUGCAAAUUACACGUCGCAAGCGCCAUCCGCGUCCGAGUCGCCGCUGUACUACUCAUCAGCUGCGUCGUCUGCGCGUUCCGCCUCCUCACCCGCCGCUUUCUACAUGUCCAACGGUGUCGCGGCCACUUCGCCGUCCAGGUCGGGGUCGGGGUCGGGCUUUGCGCACGGGUCAUCAUCCGCGGCCGUUGCAUUGGCAUGUAAUUGUUGCAGUAAUUUAAUUGCCCGCUGCUGCUUCGGCAUACCACUGUUGAAGGCAAUCAACGUGCGGCGCUGUGUGUUGGCAUUGUUCGCCAUAACGGUCGUUACGAUUUUUUACUACACUCAUUACGUCGAUACGGGCGUUUUUGUCGGUUUAAUUCAGCGUGACACCCGACCCUCUCCGCUUAUCAACUGUCGAAUGGUUAGCGGGAAGCACACACGCGAAUCAUCACGAGCGCCCGAUCAUCGUUCCGAGGCGCGGCUGCGCAUCGAUCCGAAGGUGUUGGUGUUUGUGGAGACGACCUACUCAGGACUCGGGCGAGAUAUUGCCGAACUAUUGGUCUAUAAUAGAAUUAAGUACAAAAUCGAAGUGGCCGGCAAAAGUCUUCCUGUGUUAACGAAUCUCGACAAGGGCCGCUACGGCGUGAUCGUUUUCGAAAAUCUCGAUAAAUACUUGAAUAUGGACAAAUGGAAUCGUGAGCUACUGGAUAAAUACUGUCGUGAAUACUCCGUCGGCAUAGUAGGUUUUGUCAGUCCGAGCGAGGAGACUUUGGUUGCGGCGCAGCUGCGCGGUUUUCCGCUCUACAUACAUACGAAUUUGCGCCUACGCGACGCCAGUCUCAAUCCCGCCUCGCCAGUGUUGCGUCUGACGCGUGCCGGUGAGACGGCGUGGGGCGCUCUACCCGGCGAUGACUGGGCCGUCUUCCAACACAACCACACCACCUACGAACCGGUUGAAUGGGCGCAGCGCAAUACGCAGGAUUUUCCAUCGGACAGCGGUGGCCAAGUGCAAUUACCACUCACCACUGUACUGCAAGAUCAUGGACAUUUUGAUGGCAUACAACGCGUACUCUUCGGCAGUAGUUUGCGUUUCUGGCUGCACCGUUUGCUAUUUCUGGACGCGCUGUCCUACUUGAGUCACGGUCAACUGAGCUUAAGUCUUGAGCGUAUGAUAUUAGUGGAUAUCGAUGAUAUUUUCGUGGGUGAGCGUGGUACGCGUCUGCGUCCGGACGAUGUGCAGGCACUGAUAGCCACACAGCGUAUUAUUGCGUCGAUGGUGCCGGGUUUCCGCUUCAACUUGGGUUUCUCCGGCAAGUUCUAUCAUCACGGCGAGCGCGAAGAGAAUUUGGGCGAUGACUAUUUGUUGCGCAAUGUGCAGGAAUUCAAUUGGUUCUCGCACAUGUGGAAGCAUCAACAGCCGCACCUUUAUGACAAUCUGACUUUGCUUAUGUCAGAGAUGCAACUGAAUUACGCCUUUGCCAAGGAGCACAACAUACCCACUGAUUCCGGCUACUCAAUAUCGCCGCAUCAUUCGGGUGUAUAUCCGGCGCAUGAAAUACUGUACAUAGCGUGGAAAAAUAUUUGGAAUGUGAAAGUCACGUCCACGGAAGAGUACCCGCAUUUGCGGCCCGCACGCUUACGGCGUGGCUUCAUACACCGUGACAUAAUGGUGUUGCCACGGCAGACAUGUGGUCUCUUCACGCACACCAUGUACAUCGAUCGCUAUCCGGGCGGACGUGACAAGCUUGACGAAUCGAUACAGGGUGGCGAACUCUUCCAAACUAUAGUCUAUAAUCCGAUAAAUAUUUUCAUGACGCAUAUGUCGAACUAUGGUUCGGAUCGGCUGGCUUUAUAUACGUUCCAAUCGGUAAUAAAGUUCCUGCAAUGCUGGACUAAUCUGAAACUCAGCUCAGCGCCGCCCAUACAACUAGCGGAAAUGUACUUCCGUCUACAUCCCGAAGAAGUGGAUCCCGUUUGGGGUAAUCCAUGUGACGAUCCACGCCAUAAGAAAAUCUGGUCGAAAAAGAAAAGCUGUGAUUCAUUGCCCAAAUUUCUAGUGAUUGGUCCACAGAAAACGGGUACAACUGCACUCUACACAUUCCUCUCUAUGCACUCAAGCAUCACUAGUAAUAUACCCAGCCCCGACACAUUCGAAGAAAUACAAUUCUUCAAUGGCAACAACUAUUAUCGUGGCCUUGACUGGUACAUGGACUUCUUCCCGUCCGACUCGAACAACAACACCACCGUGGCAGCCCCAACGCGUUAUAUGUUUGAGAAAAGUGCGACCUAUUUCGAUGGUGAAGCGGUGCCAAAACGUGCACACGCUCUCCUGCCGCAUGCAAAGAUCGUAUCGAUUCUCAUCUCGCCAGCGAAACGCGCCUAUUCGUGGUAUCAACAUCAGCGGGCGCACGGUGACGCGAUCGCCAACAACUACAGCUUCUAUCAGGUAAUCACAGCCAGCGAUUCGGCGCCGAAAGCUCUAAAGGAUUUACGUAAUCGCUGCCUGAAUCCCGGCAAAUACGCACAACACCUGGAGCAUUGGCUGGCCUACUAUCCCGCCCAACAACUGCAUAUCAUCGAUGGCGAACAGUUACGACUCAACCCGGUGGAUGUGAUGAACGAUUUGCAGCGCUUCCUCAAAAUACAACCGACGCUCGACUAUUCGAAUCAUUUGCGCUUCGAUGCGAAGAAGGGAUUCUUCUGUCAGGCACUCAGCGAGAAGCGCAAUAAAUGUUUGGGCAAAUCGAAGGGCCGUCAAUAUCCGUCGAUGGACGAGCGCAGCGCCAAGCUGCUGCAGCGCUACUACCUCAGCCACAACACAGCGCUGGUGAAGCUGUUGAAGAAGUUGGGCUCACGACCCAUACCACAGUGGCUGAAAGACGACCUCUCGACGGGCACGUGAUAGCUAAUGCAAUUCCGGCGACUGCGCAACAAGCUGCGAAAACAAUUCGAAAUGGUGUUUGUUAGACUCAAACAACAGACGGACACGAACAACGACAACGAGGUGAUAGAGGAGGAGGACGAAACGCCUAAAAGUAUACCGUACAGACAUCACAGACGCAACAGCUGGACACGCUAUUAGCGGAGCACAGUCGUGUGGAGCAAGACAGUCGAAUCAAAAAAUUGUAAAUUGCAAGUGGAAGUGUGUAGAGGAGAGGAGGUGAAAUGAAUUAAGCAUUUAGGCGUAGAAAGGAAAAAUGUGAAACCAUUGAAGUCAAUAUCUAAUUUAAUGUAAUGUCCUAAAUCAGGCGUAUUGUAUAGCUAACUAGUUUAAGGCAAAACAACUAAAAAUCUGUUAUAUGUAAGUAUGUAUACGAUAAUGUAAAUUUAGUGUUAAGUCAAUAUAUGUAUAUGUAACCAUGUAUAUGUAAAUGUAUGCUUAGGCAAAAUGGCGGCAGUCGACAAGUCACUCGACUGCAUUCAAUGUAAUUAAAAAUUAAUAUACGCUUGUAUGUGUGUGACUUUAUGUGUGUACACAUGUAUAUGUUUAGUUUAUGUUUGUGUAUAUAUGCAUACCCAACAACAUUAUAUGUAUAGAUAUUAGGCAACUAUGUGCAUAGUGUAUAGAUGUGUUAACGCCAUAUUACAUGUGUAAGUGUGUACAUAAACAUGCAAACAUACGUACAUUCAACCAUACAAAAAUUAAAUAAAUGAAUGUGUUUUAGUGACAGCUAGUGCAUACAUAUCUCAUAAGUACUGUAUAGUUGUUGUAAUAACUGUAAUCAGCAUCAGCUUUAAUUAUGGCGCUAAUUAUGUGCGAAGCAAAAAUAACAAAAAAAAAAACAACAACAGCUUGGCAGCAAACAAUACAACGGACAAAAUUGAUUUGUAGCGUUGCCAGACAAUUCCAGAAUUAUAAUGUAAAUGAAAAUUUAUUUUUUUAACACACGCAUGUUUGGAGAAAACAAGGUUUCUCGGAAAUAUAUAUAUGGCAGUGAUAAACGCCCUGCAAUAGCUAGUGUAGACAGGGUGCUUCGUAAAAAAAUGCCGAAAAUGCUAACAAUUUUAAUUAAUAUCUACAGAAAUUGUUGUUGAAAUUCAGUCAACGAAAUGUAAAAUAAAACAUUUAACAUUAAUAUACUUUCUAACUGUA